Ruditapes philippinarum (Manila clam) is the source of this 1296-nucleotide messenger RNA. RefSeq lists its product as uncharacterized. Lineage: Eukaryota; Metazoa; Mollusca; Bivalvia; Venerida; Veneridae. The coding region runs from base 1 to 1176 and encodes 391 amino acids. The transcript has 6 exons. The record is from RefSeq and is a predicted model, not a curated record.
AUGAAAAACAAAGCUUGUAUGUACAGAGAAUGUUCUCGAUGCAAAGAUCUACAUAUUAAAUCUGCCAUCGGAAGUGACGGUAUAAACCCAGAGACAUGCAAAGGAAAUGAACUUAUUUUACAUGUAGAUUUCUCUGAAAACUAUCAGUGUAAAUAUCAAGAAGAAAUUCAAAGUGUCCAUUUCGGGGCUUCUAAGAAGCAAAUUUCGAUACACACAGGCGUUGCAUAUGUGCAUAAUACAACACUUCCAUUUGUCACAAUAUCUGACAAUCUUAGCCAUGGUCCAGCUGCCAUUUGGGCUCACUUAGAACCGCCAAUUAAGUUUAUCAAAGAGAAGUAUCCUUUGAUCAAUAAACUACAUGUCAUAUCAGAUGGACCAACUACGCAAUAUCGCUGUAGAGCAAAUUUCUAUCUAUUUUCAACAAAACCAAAAGAACUUUAUAUCCCUGAAGGUGGUUCGUGGAACUUCAUGGAGGCAGGGCACGGAAAGGGUGCUCCUGAUGGGAUAGGAGCGGUAGUUAAAAGAGCGGCUGAUACUCUGGUAAAUACCUAUAGACGAGACAUCACAUGCUCUGCCGAUCUUAUUGAAGGACUGUUGAUGUUGAAAACAAGUGUUUCGGCUUUUGAAGUAAAAGAUGAAGACAUAACAAAUAUAGAGCGCAAGAUUCCUUCUACUAUUAUUUCUGUUCGAGAUACAAUGAAAAUCCACCAGGUUGUCAUUAAAGAUACUGGUUGUAUAGCAUCAAGACCACUGAGUUGUUUCUGUCAGGAUAAUUGUACUUGUUUUGACCCAGUAACAACAACAUUCUGUCUCCAGAACCCUGAUAAUACAGCGCAUCCACAGAACAAUGAAGAUAAUUCACCGGUACAGGAGAACAUACUUCAACUGCCAGCAUCAUUUGAUGAGUCGCUAGUUGACAGAUAUUGUGUUGUCAGUUAUGACAGUUGCCCAUAUCCUGGAAAGAUACUGGAUGUUGAUGAUACAAGUUUGGAGGUGUCUGCUAUGCACCGGAUUGGCACCAAUCGUUUUUUCUGGCCAAUGGUUCCUGAUGUUAUUUGGUAUGGCCACAACAAGAUGGUUACUAUGCUGGAGGGCGAACCAAAACUUGUUACAAGUAGACACCGUGCGAUAGACAAAAGAGUCUGGGAUGCAAUUGUGCUUAAAAUGAACUUAUAAGUCAAGAUUUCUGGAAACUAAAACUAAAAGAAAGUUGAUGUGUGAAUGACCGUUUAUAACGUUUAAAAAUUGAUGAAUUAUUUUGUUCAUGAUUUAAUAAGUUAAUAAAACAUAGUGAGU